Messenger RNA from Doryrhamphus excisus (bluestripe pipefish), 7303 nucleotides. RefSeq names its product glutamate receptor interacting protein 1 (gene grip1). NCBI's taxonomy places the organism in Eukaryota, Metazoa, Chordata, Actinopteri, Syngnathiformes, Syngnathidae. The record is from RefSeq and is a predicted model, not a curated record. Gene Ontology annotation, biological process: neurotransmitter receptor transport, endosome to postsynaptic membrane. Gene Ontology annotation, molecular function: protein binding.
AUACCCUAUACACUAUUCCCCGUAGGACCGCAAUCUAUUUGUGGCAGUGGUGGCUCGCUGCUAGUUGACAGGAGCCACACGUGCUUUCAUGCCAGGCUUUCAUGUCAGACCCACCAAAAGUCCCAUCAUGGGAUUUGAAGAAUCAUUGAAGAACAUGGAGAGGAGAAUACUGGCUAAAUAUAGAAACAUAGAAACACAUCCUUCUUGGCUGCCCUACGUUCUAGUAGGUAUGGUUCUAGUUAGGUCAGGCCUUAUUGGGGAUGGUAUGGUUCUAGUAGGUAAGGUUAUAUUGGGUAUGGUAUGGUUGAGUUAGGUAUGGUUCUAGUGAGGUACGGCUCUAGUAGCUAUGGUUUUGUUAGGUAUGGUUGGGUAAGGUUCUAGUUAGGUAUGGUUCUAGUUAGGUAAGGUUUAGUAGGUAUGGUUGUGUUGGGUAAGGUUUUAGUUAGGUAAGGGUUUCUUAGGUAUGGUUCUAGUUAGGUAAGGGUUUCCUAGGUAUGGUUCUAGUUUGGUAAGGGUUUAUUAGGUAUGGGUCUAGUUAGGUAAGGGUUUCUUAGGUAUGGUUCUAGUUAGGUAAGGUUCUAGUUAGGUAAGGGUUUAUUAGGUAUGGUUCUAGUUAGGUAAAGGUUUAUUAGGUAUAGGUCUAUUUAGGUAAGGGUUUAUUAGGUAUGGUUCUAGUUAGGUAAAGGUUUAUUAGGUAUAGGUCUAUUUAGGUAAGGGUUUAUUAGGUAUGGUUCUAGUUAGGUAAAGGUUUAUUAGGUAUAGGUCUAUUUAGGUAAGGGUUUAUUAGGUAUGGGUCUAGUUAGGUAAGGGUUUCUUAGGUAUGGUUCUAGUUAGGUAAGGUUCUAGUUAGGUAAGGUUCUAGUUAGGUAAGGGUUUAUUAGGUAUGGUUCUAGUUAGGUAAAGGUUUAUUAGGUAUAGGUCUAUUUAGGUAAGGGUUUAUUAGGUAUGGGUCUAGUUAGGUAAAGGUUUCUUAGGUAUGGUUCUAGCUAGGUAAAGGUUUCUUAGGUAUGGUUCUAGCUAGGUAAGGGUUUAGUAGGUAAGGUUCUAGUUAGGUAAGGGUUUAGUAGGUAAGGUUCUAGUUAGGUAAGGGUUUAGUAGGUAAGGUUCUAGUUAGGUAAGGUUCUAGUUAGGUAAGGGUUUAGUAGGUAAGGUUCUAGUUAGGUAAGGGUUUAGUAGGUAAGGUUCUAGUCAGGUAAGGUUCUAGUUAGGUAAGGGUUUAGUAGGUAAGGUUCUAGUUAGGUAAGGGUUUAGUAGGUAAGGUUCUAGUUAGGUAAGGGUUUAGUAGGUAAGGUUCUAGUUAGGUAAGGGUUUAGUAGGUAAGGUUCUAGUUAGGUAAGGUUCUAGUUAGGUAAGGGUUUAGUAGGUAAGGUUCUAGGUAGGUAAGGUUCUAAUUAGGUAAGGGUUUCUUAGGUAUGGUUGUGUUGUAUAGGACUGACAGCAAUGACUCCACUAACUCCAUGAUGAAAUCAUUCAGAAUGGUACAGGAAGAUCUUGUGAAGGCCAAGCAUGCUCCAUAAUGUUCAUGUCUGCUGGGCUGGUCCAUCCUGGAGCAUCUGCACCUUGGUCACUACCAGGAUAUUUCACAUGGAGGCUCAAAGGAGGAGGAGGAGGAGGCACCAUCCUGCUGAAGAAUUUCUCUUCUCGUGUGUGUUAGGAGGAAGUGGCAAUAAAGAGGAAAGGAAUGAUGGAUGAAAGGAUGUAGGGAAGGAAGGAAGGAAGGAAAAGUCAUGUGUGCUGAUUCUUCAAGUGCACAUUUCCCACACGCACACUCAACGUGUGCAGCUGUGUGUGUGUGUGUGUGUGUGUGUGUGUGUGUGCUGCGAGUCAUGUGAUUGGCUGAGUUGGUGAGAUGCGCCAGGAGCUGAGAGGCUGCAGAGUGUGUGUGUGAGUGAGUGUGUGUGAGAGGGAGAGAGGGAGAGAGAGAGAGGGAGCGAGAGAGGAGCACUCCAAGGAAAUGUGAGCCGAUUUUCUUUGUGUGCGAUGACGCUCGCUGUUAGCCACCGCCGCUACUAACCGUGCUCCCGGCCCGGCCCGCUGGUGCUGAUGGAGCGCUUCCUGGCUCUGCUGCGCUUGCUGGGGAGGAGGCGCGGGGGGAGGAGUUACCGGGCGGAGGAAGACUACCAGGAAGGCUACGCGGACGUUUACUUGUACACCAGCAAGUACAACACACGCCUGCUGAAUGAAGGUCCGUACACCAAGCACUCGGCGGGUUCACGACCUUCAGAUGGAGCGCUGGCCAUCAGGAGGCAGAGUAUACCAGACGAGUUCCGGGGGUGCACGGUGGUGGAGCUGAUGAAGAAGGAGGGCACCACGCUCGGGCUGACCGUCUCCGGCGGCAUCGACAAGGAUGGCAAGCCACGGGUGUCCAACCUGCGGCAGGGAGGGAUCGCCUCCAGGAGCGACCAGCUCAACGUGGGCGACUACAUCCGCUCGGUGAACGGCAUCAACCUGGCCAAGUUCCGCCACGACGAGAUCAUCAGCCUGCUGAAGAACGUGGGCGAGCGCGUGGUGCUGGAGGUGGAGUACGAGCUGCCGCCCGUGUCCGUGCAGGGGUCAGGGGUCAUGUUCAAGACGGUGGAAGUGACGCUGCACAAGGACGGGAGCAGCUUUGGCUUCGUCGUCAGAGGCGGAGCCUGUGAAGACCGGAACAAGUCCCGGCCCAUCGUCAUGACAACCGUCCGCCCAGGAGGGCCCACGGACAGGGAAGGAACCAUCAAGCCGGGGGAUCGGCUGCUGAGCAUCGAUGGGAUCCGUCUCCAUGGCAACACGCUGUCGGAGGCCAUGAGCAUCCUGAAGCAGUGCGGACAGGAAGCCACGCUGCUGGUGGAGUACGACGUUUCCGUCAUGGACUCGGUCGCCACGGCGUCCGGCCCGCUGCUGGUGGAGGUUGCCAAGGCGACGGGCUCCAGCCUGGGCGUGGCCCUGUCCACCUCCAUGUUCUGCAGCAAGCAGGUCAUCGUCAUCGACAAGGUCAAACCCGCCAGCAUCGCCGACAGGUGCGGGGCCCUCCAUGCAGGAGAUCACAUCUUAUCCGUGGAUGGGAAGUCCAUGGAGUUCUGUUCCCUGGCCGAAGCCACGCAGCUGCUCUCCGCUUCCUGCCAGACCGUCCGCAUGGAGAUCCUGCCUCAGCACCAGGCCCGACCCGCCCUGAACGCACCGCAGCAAGUCAAGGUGCAGCGUUCCCCCCGCCCCCUUCCCUGGGAAACCGGUGGCUCCACCCCCAUCCUCCCACCCUACCACUACAACACGUACCACCCUGACCAAUCAGGUGCCAGAUCGCAGAACCGCCACACAAACAACUCUUCGCUCAGCCACUCGUUCUCUCCCGGCUCCAUGUCGGCCUACAGCCUGUCGUCCCUCAACAUGAGCACGCUGCCCAGGAGCGCGUAUCCCACGAGUCCACGGGGCACGCUGAUGAGGAAGAAACAGAAGAAGAAGGACUUCAAGAGCUCCCUGUCUUUGGCGUCCAGCACGGUGGGCCUCGCCGGUCAGGUGGUGCACACGGAAACCACCGAGGUGACGUUGCUCGGCGACGGCAUCAUGGGCUUCGGCCUUCAGCUGCAAGGCGGCGUCUUCGCCACCGAGACGCUCUCUUCGCCGCCGCUCAUCGCUUACAUCGACCCCGACAGUCCUGCUGAGAGGUGUGGCAUCCUGCAGAUUGGAGACAGGAUCUUGUCCAUCAAUGGCGUUCCGACUGAAGACUCCACCUUGGAAGAAACCAAUCAGCUGCUCCGAGAUUCCUCCAUCACCGCGCAACUCAGCCUGGAGAUCGAGUUUGAUGUGGCUGAGUCGGUCAUCCCGUCCUCGGGAACGUUCCACGUGAAGCUUCCGAAGAAACCGGGAGUGGAGUUGGGAAUUACCAUCAGCUCGCCGUCCAACAGGAAGUCAGGUGACCCGCUGAUCAUCUCAGACAUCAAGAAGGGCAGCGUGGCUCACAGGACGGGAACGCUGGAGCUGGGAGACAAGCUGCUGGCCAUCGACAACAUCCGCGUGGAGAGCUGCUCCAUGGAGGAGGCCGUGCACAUCCUGCAGCAGUGCGAGGAGCUGGUCAAGCUGAAGAUCCGGAAGGAUGAAGACAACUCAGACGAGCAGGAGGUGUCGGGCAGCAUCAUCUACACGGUGGAGCUGCAACGCUACGGCGGUCCGCUAGGAAUCACCAUCUCAGGCACCGAGGAGCCCUUCGACCCCAUCAUCAUCUCCUCGCUCACCAAGGGGGGGCUGGCGGAAAGGACGGGGGCCAUCCACGUGGGCGACCGCAUCUUGGCCAUCAACAGCAGCAGCCUGAAGGGCAAACCUCUGAGCGAGGCCAUCAGCCUGCUGCAGCAGGCGGGAGAAACCGUCACGCUCAAGAUCAAGAAGCAGGGCGAGCUGUCCAGUCCCAAGCCCUGCGUGAUUGGCUCGGGGCCGGGGGCAGGGACGAACCAGGACAACCACAACGGGGACGAGGAGGAGCCUGUCGUCAUGGUGGCGCCCCCGUCCAGGCUGUUCAGCACGCUGCCGUCCGUAGACAGCGCCGUGGAGUCUUGGGACGGGUCCAACAUGGACGGCAGCUUCACCGGCCCGGCGCCGCCCUUCCAGUCCUCGCCUUUCACCUUCCACGAGUGGCGCAACGCCAAGACGAGCAACAGCCAGUCGCCCGCCUCCGCUCGCCAGCGAGCCAACCCGCUGUCAGACCUCGGCCUGAACGACGAGUGGGACCACGCCGCACUCGGAGGAACCUGUAAUGUCGCCAGCGGUCUUAUUUCUGACAGCAGGUUCACGGUGGGCCACGAUGGGACUGAACCAGACCAGGAGGAGAACUUUUGGUCUCAGGCUCUGGAGGAUCUGGAGACGUGCGGUCAGAGUGGAAUCCUCAGAGAGCUGGAGGCCACCAUCAUGUCGGGCUCCACUCUCAGUCUCAAUCAGGACCCCGCCCCCCUGCGCACCACGCUGGGACGCCAGGCCAGCUUCCAGGAGCGCAGCAGCACCCGACCGCAGGUCACGCCGCGCUCCAACACCUUGCCCUCCGACCCUCAGCGCAGAGCCUUCGCCAUGAAGAAGAUGAGACAGGAAGUCAACGACAUCCUCAACCAGAACCCAGUCGAACUUCACAAGCUGACUGUGGAGAAGUCGUCCGACUCGGAGGACUUCGGCUUCAGCGUGUCGGACGGCGUGUUGGACCGCGGCGUGUACGUCAACAACAUCCGAGCGGGCGGCCCGGCGGAGCGCGGCGGCCUGCGGGCGUACGACCGCCUGCUGCAGAUCAAUCACGUCCGCACGCGGGACUUCGACUGCUGCCUUGUGGUGCCGCUCAUCGCCGAGUCCCCCAACCGCUUGGAGCUGGUCAUCAGCCGGAACCCCGCCUCCUCCGCCGCCGACCCGCUGAGCAACCACGCGGACGGAGGACGCUGCGGGCAGACGGACGCGCCGGAGCCACGCGCCAACGCCGCCGAGGACAACAACGAUGACGACGCUCCCAUCAAAUGGAAGAAACCUGGGGAGGGGCUGGGGGCGGGGCUAGUCACCAACACUUCCGUAUAGUAGUGACCGCCCGGAACCACCUGACCCCGCCCCUCCCCCCCACCCUGACGGUGCUACACAGACCCCCUCUCUGGCGGUGACCUUUUGAAAGCACAUGGAUGGAGCAGUCACUUCCUGUCCUCACUUCCUGGUCUGGAAGGGAAUUCCAAGAGAAGCACAGCCUGUGGUUGCCAUGGAGACCACACACUCCAACCAAUGGAAAGACUUCAUGAACCUUUAAAAAAAAAAAUAACACUGAUGAGGACGACACUAAACAAUUGUUGUUUUUUUACGUUUACACGUGACUUACUGGCCUCACUGUGUGCGUGCGUGUGCGUGCGUGUGUGAGCGCGUGCGUCAUUGUUGUUGGCCAGAGAAGCCCCUCCCCCACCACGCCCCCUCCCUUACCCAAUAAGCAGGCAGGAUGAAAGACGCAUUCAGCGGAUUGGCUGGAACCAAUCAAUCAAAGGAUGCCUGACUCUGAUUGGCCCUCCUUGAUGGGUCAACCAAUCAGUUUCCAGGAAGCAGCCAAGCAUGACCCCGCCCCCUCCAGUAGCUGUGCUCUAUUAUGCUAAUCAAUUGGUGUGUUUUUGACUGACUGUUGUCACUUUUCUCUGUUUGUUUGUUUGUUUGUUUGUUACCGUGACGACUGGACCGCAACUGGUGUGAAAAAAAGGUUCAGUCCGUCACCGUGGAGCCAUAAAACCAUUUUAAAACCAUUUUAAAACCAUUUAACACGUAGAAAAAAAAAAACCCUGACGGGGAACUUGUGACGCGUGUCAACAUUUAGCUCUCCUCGUUAGAACGUCCACGUUUAAAGCCGCCGAUCGUAAACCUCCUUGAAACCACUCGCUGCUCUGUGAUUGGUCGUUCCAGUCCUUAGCGCAGCGUGGCCAUCAUGCUAGCUACUGGCUAGCGGACGCCGAACACACUUAGCACAAGGCUAACACAGGGCUAACACCGGGCUGGCUAAAGCUCGCGAGAAGUAGCUCCGCUAGCAUCACAAACACAAGGCGGGUUAGCAGGACAUCACAGACCCUGACAAAGAUGCUAGGCGACACAAAAAGGAGCAGAGGAUGUUGAGGGGCGUGGCUUCAGAAUGAGUGCAAUCAAGCCAUACACUGUGUUUGUACGCAUGUAUUGUGUGUGUGUGUGUGUGUGUGUGUGUGUCCGUGCGUGAGCAACAUUGCAGGAAUUUGCACUUAAAUGCUUGACCUCAACACCCCCCCCCCCCCCCCCCCACGCCCCCACUCCACACACACGUGCACGCACACACACAUGCAUUGCACUGCCAUUGGAAAUGAAGAGAGUGGGCGGAGCUCAUUUCCAUGUAGCGUCACCAACCAAACCGUAUUUUCUUUAAGGAACAACAAUGUUGUAAAGUAUUUUUGUACAAAUUUAAUACUUUGGUAGCAUGACGUUCCUGCUGUUUGUCCUCUCGCCACCUUCUUUGUAUGGACGACUACUGAGCAACAAUAAAUACUACUACUCACCCUGGCUUCGGUACCUUUGCACUACUAGUAUUACUAUUCUUACUACAUCAACCUCUAGCAGUCCUUCACUAAUAUAAUAUAUAUUAGGAGGCCAAAAUAUCUCAGGUCAUUGCCUCCUGUGCAUUUUUGCAUAAUGUAAAUAACGACAGAAAGGAUGUAGCAGGAGAUGACCUUUGCCCCCAGCCUCCCUGUGAAGCAGACGGGAACACCAAAAACUAUCCAAGUCCUCACUUACUACGAUUAGUAGUACUAAUUUUAGUAUAUUUGUAGACCUGCUACUGUUGCUAGUAUUUUGCUGUUUUUUCGUUGCC